AGUAAGCCACGUUAAGCGUUUUUCACGUUAAGCGUUUUAGAAUGUCCCCACUUGACUCGCUAUUGGGCAUUCAAAUGUGAUCCGAGUUUACAAGACGAAAUAAAUGUCUUGAUGAUGAUUAUAUCGUUUAUGUGACUAAUGUGCAGAAGACAUCCGUUUUUUUCUGAAAUCAAAGAAUCCACUGACCACCCUUACAGAAAGUUUAUUCAAGUGUGCUAACGUUACUUCUUUUACACUAAAAUAUGUUCAGUCUACUUUUAGCCUAUAGGUACUACUCCGAAAUAUUGCCUAAAAAAACAGUAUCCUUGACUUACGACAGUCUACGUAGCCUAUAUUUGGCCUACAGGCCUAACGUUAACGUACACAUUCUUUUGAUCGACAUGUACUUAAAAGUCAUUAAUCUAAGUGUGUAGACUAAUUAAACGUGUUGCGUUUAUAUUCUGGGCUCAUCUGAUUUUUUUUGUAGUAUAACCAACUUUAUUAUGAUUUUACUAUCAUGAUUAAUAAUGCACGCACAAUUAUCCGUGAACUUGAUAAAUGUUGCAGAUAUGUUUUACUAUGCACAAAAAUGCCUUUCAAUGUGCAAAAUUCAGAAUUAAAUGAAUGUGCAGCAAUUUGCACAAAUAGCGAGGCUGUAGGCCUAAUAAGCGCAUUUAGUUUCAUAUUUGUUCAAAUAUUAUAAUGUUUUUUAUCGGGAGACAUGAAGUGGGUCAGACAUGAUUUUGACUCAUUAGCCUACGUUGUGUUUUGUAAAGCCUUUCUUUAAAGUGAAUUUCGUUUUAUAUUAAUUGUAUCAUAAUUUUUUUUUUUUAUUAUUCAUCAACCAAUCGCCUGGAUUUAAUAAAUAAAAAGCAAAUAUAGCAGACAAUAUAAUCAUGACAUGGAGGCGCCGGCGCGGUCACUUGCAUUGCAGUGAACUUGAGCGCAUCUCAUCAUAAAUUAACCGAAAUAUGCCUCACAGGCAUGAGAAAUAUAUAUAGCCUAUAGAAAGCUUGAAAUUAAAUCUUUAAACUAAACGAAACAAUUCCAAACGAAAGAAUCAUUUUAGUUUUGCAGAACAGCGCCAUAUUCGUCAAAUUUUUUUAUUGAUUCGCACUAGCUCAUCUCGACAGAACAGACUGAGCUAUAACGUCAUGCCACUUCAGCUGCAUACUGGUAUCCAAAAUCCUAAUCGCAAUUUAACAUAAUUCUGUUUUCUUUGCAGCUUGUUAUUUGAUCUUGCUGAGGACUGUUCCACCUGUGUGAAGAUGUUCCAUGUAGUUGAAUUUUUCACCAAUAAAACUGUAGCAGUGGUGCCCCAAAGCUGGUAUGAGGAUGGUUGUGCAUCGUGGCCAACUUAUAACAGUGAUGAAAGAAUUAAUAGGGCAGUUAAACAUGAAGAGGAGCCACAGGAUGACUGGCAGACACAUGAUGUCAGAAUCAUCAAAUCAUCUGAUACUUACAUGGAGGCACGUCAAAUCCUGAAGAAGGCUCUGACAUGUAGCACCUCGGACCUCCAAACUGAGGAUGAACAGGAACGACCUGGGAGAAGGAGAACAACAGCGAAACAUUUCUUUGGUGACACUGAUGAAGAGGAGGACUACCGACCCCCAAAGAGGUCCAAAUCCGGGUCAGCUGGUGGGACAAGUCACCAACUCCCUGAAAAUAGUCCAGAGAAUAGUCAAAUGUUUGGCAGAACUGCCCCUCCCCAACCACUACCACCACAAAGACCCCUCUCUCAACCUGCACAAUGCAACCAGCAACAACGGGGGCCAGAGGAGCCAAGCCAGGUCUACAGACCUACCUGGAGAGGUGGGAGACAUGGCCCAGAAAACAUUCCCUGCUCUGCUGCUCAGGUCCACAUUUUAAGCCUGCUGGAGCACAUUAAGCAGCAGCAGGACCAGCUGGUGGCCAAGGUCAAUUACCUGACCAGCAGGGUGCUCAACACCUCAACACCUCAAGAGCCAGAGUGUCCUGAAUGCAUUCAGCUGCCCAUCGAAUCACCGGAAGCGGUGGAUGAGCUUGAAGCAUUCCUGAAAGACGCUGCCAAUGCAGCAGCCAAACAAAGAAUGAUUUCUUCUUUGGCCACGAUUGGUGGCCAAGAUGUGAAGAGAGUGGCGUGGAACAUCCUCUCUCGGAUGUUCACAGAAGAAGUGGCCAAGACCAUAAGCUGGAAGGGGGCAAACGGCAAGAGGGCAUUCAGUCACAUGUCGUCAAAGACACUGAUGUACCGUAAGUCACUUUAA
Xyrauchen texanus (razorback sucker) is the source of this 2225-nucleotide messenger RNA. RefSeq lists its product as uncharacterized. Lineage: Eukaryota; Metazoa; Chordata; Actinopteri; Cypriniformes; Catostomidae. The transcript is spliced from 7 exons. The coding region runs from base 1248 to 2225 and encodes 325 amino acids. The record is from RefSeq and is a predicted model, not a curated record.